AUGAAGAAUGACAAGAAGAGGGUUGCUGUAAAAUGUUUGAGGGGCAAGGGGAAAUGCAAAUGGUAUGCUUAUUGUGCCUAUAGGUCUGGUGCGAAGUCAUGGCAGCUAAGAAAAGUGAUUGAUGAUCACAACUGUAGUACAAAUUUCAAUGUGAAGUUGAUGACUUCUAAGUGGUUGAGUCAAAGGAUGGAAAAAUCAGUCAGAGAGAACCCUAAUAUGAAGAUCAUGGACAUUACGGACAAAGUAAGUAGGAAAUGGAAUGUAGGAAUCUCUAGAAAUAUGGCUUUUAGGGCAAGAGCCAUGGCAAAAGAUAAUAUUGAGGGGUCAUUCAAUGAACAAUAUAGAAGAAUCUAUGAUUAUGGUCAUGAGCUUCUCAAAGCAAAUCCAGGUUCAACAGUCAAAACAAAGGUUGAAAAGAGUAAUGAUGAGUGUAUAUUCAAUAGAAUUUAUGUAUGCUUGAAAGCAUGCAAAGAUAGCUUCAUUAGUUGUAGACCCAUCAUUGGUUUGGAUGGAUGCUUUUUGAAAGCUAGGUUUUGGUCAAGAUCUAGAUUCACCCCUAGAUCACAAUCUGACACUCUUGUCAACAACAUGUGUGAGGGCUUCAGCAGUGUGCUAGUUCGUACCAGGUGUAAGCCAAUUAUCACUAUGUUAGAAGACAUUAGAGUUUACAUCAUGAAGAGAUGGGCUACGAACAGGACAAAGAUGACACUAUAUCAAGGUUUUGUGUGCCCUAAGGUUCUGAACAGAUUUCAAAAGCAGUCAUGGUUAACCAGAUAUUGGUUACCAAGAUGGUCAUCUCAAUUAUUUGAAGUCCUACACAUUUCACAAUUUGGGGAGCAAUAUGUUGUGAAUCUUGAAAACAAGGAGUGCAGUUGUAGAAAGUGGUUAAUUACUGGCAUUCCUUGCACUCACGCCAUAACCGCAAUGAAAUUCUUGAAUUUAAAUGCAGAAGACUACAUUAGCCAUUGGUUUAGGAAGUCUACUUAUGAAGAGACCUACAACACCAUCAUUUAUCCUAUUAAUGGUUAA
Molecule: messenger RNA, 1029 nt
Organism: Vigna angularis (adzuki bean)
Lineage: Eukaryota; Viridiplantae; Streptophyta; Magnoliopsida; Fabales; Fabaceae
Exons: 4
Coding region: 1-1029 (342 amino acids)
Molecular function (GO): zinc ion binding
Source: RefSeq, a predicted model, not a curated record